Molecule: messenger RNA, 19964 nt
Organism: Loxodonta africana (African savanna elephant)
Lineage: Eukaryota; Metazoa; Chordata; Mammalia; Proboscidea; Elephantidae
Gene: DLGAP4
Product: DLG associated protein 4
Exons: 7
Coding region: 10774-12303 (509 amino acids)
Biological process (GO): signaling
Cellular component (GO): postsynaptic specialization; glutamatergic synapse
Molecular function (GO): molecular adaptor activity
Source: RefSeq, a predicted model, not a curated record
AAGGAGGGUGGGGCCAGGCAGUCUGGCAGAGGUGGGAGUAGGGGUCCUUCCUGCCCUGAGGCUUCUGCUUUAGUUGCUUGAGUGUGUGUGGGGUGCCACAAGCUGGGCACCCCUGCCCACUUGGCCCUGCAUGGCCUGGCACUUUGUGAUCGCUUGUGGGCAGGCCUGGGCUAUUUUGGAGCCGGCAGGAUGUGAUAUCACUUGGGCGUUUAUUUAGACCGGGUUGGGGGUGGGGGCUGUGUUCCUGCCAACUUGAAUUAAUGAAAUUUUACAGGGAGGUGUAGCCUCCUAGGCAGCUGAGCUGUGGAGUUUGUGGCCAGAAUUCUGCAGGCCACCAGAGUGGGCAGGUGAGCAAGGUUCUGUGCUUCCUUGGUCUUGCUGAGAACCUUGAUUCAGGAUGAGGGAGGAGAGAGGUUGUUCUUAACCUGAACAGUCUUGAGUUUGGAAGUCUAAGGCCUCUGGGGUCUUCUUCUGCCAGCUUAAAGCUUUAUGACCUAAAGUGAGACCCUUGGCCUUUUCAACUCAGUUUCCGUAUCUGUAAAAAGGGGGUAAUUGUGCCAACCUCACAAGGUUGUCGUGAGCAUGUAGACAUGCAUGUGAACUGUCAGCCUGUCUUUCAGCUGAGCCCCAGAGAGGACAGGUAGUUUGCACCAGCGUACCCAGCUAGUUCGUGGCAGAGCUGGGACAGAGAUCAGGCCCCAGGCUCCACAGUCCAGAGUUCUUUACCCAGCAGCACUCCACUGCCUCCUGACUGUUCAGGGAUACAGCUUGCCCUUCCAAUAGAGCAGGGAGCUAACUGUCCCUUACUUACGCCCUGAUUCCUGGUUCCUCUUUGUCAGUUUGUAAAGAUAGGUGGAUGUGCCCAGCGGGAUGUCUGUGCUGGGAGACAGUUGGAUUUUCUGUCUCAUCUUUUUUAAGGGUAGGCCCUGCCCAGCCAGUGGCAUUUAGGAAUAAAGUCAGUCAAUUUGUAGUUGUCAGCCUCGCUGCUUUUCCUGCUUCCCCAUAGAGUUGAGGAACAAAGACCUCAGCUGAGAGAGGCUCCAUCAGACAGCUGGGGUCUGCUGUCAGGGAGCCUAGGAUUUCCUAGAACUUUGGAGCAGAAAUUAAGAUCAGCUGUUGCAGCCCCGUUGUCUUACAUAUGAGACUGAGAUCCAGAGGACAAGGACCUGCCCGGAACUCCUAGGUGGUGUUCCAUGGCACUGCCUCUGAAGAGGUCACUGUCAGGCUAGUGUCACCUGCUCACUGGUGUAUAAUGACAGUCUCUAACAUCCGUUGGCCUUUUACUGUGUGCCUUGAGCUCAGCGCAUUACUUGGAGAGGGGAGGGGAAAGGGUUUGGUCCCUGGCCUGAAAGUGCAAAGAUCAGGUUUCUGGUCUCCACAUUGUCACCUGCUCUCAGGGAGGUCACUUUCCCCUGGGCUUCAGUUUAUCUGUAAAAUGGGAAUAAUAAUCCUUGUCCUAAGACUCAUUGUAAACUCACUGGAUCCUUAAAUUAUGCGAGGCAGAUGCCAAGGUCCUAUUCCUGGCACUGAUGCUAAGAUUUCAGAGGAGUGUCCUCCUCUCUCUGGGCCUCUUACUUUUCCAUCUGAAAAAUGACAGAGUUGGAUGCCAUGGUCUUUUAGGUAGCUGGAGCUCUGACAUUUUGAGCAUUUUAAGGUAACUCAAAGGUCACCUAUUUGCACCUAUGUCUCAUCUUAUCAUUUAAAGGUGUGCUUAAUCACAGACUAAGAGGGAGAGGUGCUGAAUGCUGCCAGCUGGGUGCCAGCUGUGGUGUUCCAUAGGAGAUGGUCCUGUCUGGGCAAAGGGAUCAGAAAGGCUUCAGGGGGAGGUGGCAGUGUUUGGGCUGGGAUGGUUGUGUAGGAUUGGGACAAGUGGAGGUGGAAAGAAUGAGAAGGGCGUUCUUAGCUAAGGGAACUGUGUGAACAAAGACACAGGCCAGAAAAAGUACAUGUAGCAGGGACAGUGAAUAAACCAACUUUGCUAGAACCUGAAGAAAAGAGUAAUUGUAGAUAGAGUUUAAGGCAUCAGCUGCAGCCAUGUCUUGAAGGGCUUCAACUGCCAGGUAGAGCAGCCUGAAUUUGGAGGAUGCUAACAUCUGGUUGGAAACUCUGGUGGCAUAGUGGCUAAGAGCUACGGCUAACCAAAAGUUCGGCAGUUUGAAACUGUCAGCCUCUCCUUGGAAACCCUAUAGGGUUGCUAUGAGUCGUAAUCGACUUUGAAGGCAACGGGUUUGGUUUUGUUUGGUUUUGAUGCCCAGCUGCCCCGUGGAAGAAAGAUCUGCUGACAUAAAGAUUACAGCCUAGAAAACCCUAGGGGGCAAUUGAAUCAAAAUUGACUUGACAUCACCUAACAACAAUGCCUUUUGCUGGGAGGGCUGAUCCUGCAAAGCUGGUCUUCCGUACAGCUUUGCCUAUACAGAGUACCCUUGAACUGGGUGAAAUGGGAGAGUUUGUGCUGGGAGGUGGGGGGCUGGGCCUGGGCUGAGGCAGAGACAUUGGCUGAGGGUUCUGAUGAUGGGGGAAGAUGUGGAGGGCAUCUGCUGGGACAGCCGCAGAGCCUUGGCCAAGCCUACCAGACAUGUUCUGCUGCUGACCCAGCUACUGCGCUGGCUGCCUGCCGCCUACCGGCAGCCAAGGAAAAAUGUUUGUGAAUGCUUCUGCUGUGGUCAUUUAUGAGAUUUUGAAAUCCUUAUGGUUCAGGGGCUCUGUAACAUCUUAGGAAAUAGACUAGAUCAGAAUUCAAGAAACCAAGUCCUAGGCUCAGCCUCCUCCUGCCUCCGGCUUCCUUUUGGCAAGAGCCUGACCUCUAGCGCCCACGGCCUUUCCUGUGGCUUCCGUUCAUCUGGGUUUUACUGAAUACUUACUAUGUACUGGACGUGAAAUCUGAGAUGAAUGAGGUCCAGUAGGAUUUGAAUGUGUUGAAAAUGCACAACAUGAGAUUUUCGAUUCAGAAAGUCCAAAAUCAAGAGUGCGUAUCUAGAAACCUUGGCCACUCGCAACUCAUCUUUCUUUGGUUGUGUAAAUAUAGCAAAGGCUUUGUUUCACUAAAUCUUUAAGGAGUAGACCCCCUUAUCUUAUACAAACUGUCCCAGGGACAGAGUAUGGGCUUUAAGCCCAAAACACCUGGUUUUCAUUGGUCUCCAUCACUCACUGCCUAUGUAAUCUUGGGCACAUUACUUUGAGCUUCACUUUCUUCAUCUGGAAACUCAAGAUAAUCAUAUUUGCAUUGUAGGAUUGUGGUGGUUAAAUGAAUUGUAUAUAUAAAAAUAACUGAUAUACUGUAGGUGCUUAGUAAAUGUGAACUCCUUUCCCCGCCCAAUAAUAUCUGGGUCACUUUUCUCUCAGUGGGAACAAGACAAAGGCCUAGCCUCUUCCCCACCGCCUUGUGGUUGGGAUUCAGGUAACAAGGAAAGUACCUUUGGUUCGUCUAAUAAAUAAUAGGAGUAAUCCUCUAAUCUCCCACGUGCUGUGUGAGGCAUUGUGUAAUCUGCCAGGCUCUUUCCUGACCAUUGUUCUCACAAUUGUCCUAGAAGGAAGUCAGAAGCCAGUGAAGUUCUCCUCGUUUCAUGGGGUGAAUGAAGAAUGGGGUCCCAGAGAGGGGCAGGGACUUGCUCAGCCCCACAGCAAGGCAGCCUUGGUGGGGGGCUUGGAGCCCAGGCCUCUUGACUUUUCUUUCCCCACAGCUUUUCUCCAGGUCUGUUGCUCCUGCCUGGUAGCCUGGCUCCUCAGGCCGCCUUCCCUAGGCCUGCCAUCUGUUCUGCAAGGAGGGUUUGUUUGACAUUUUCCCACCCUCUGAGCUCAUCUCGCAUUUCAGCAGGGGUAGCUUGAGGCUCGGUGAAGACUGAGUCACCACCUCCCCGGCUGUCUCAUCCUGAGCAGCAGUCAGACACACCCACAGGGCCGCUGUGAAGACUUGCUGGUUGUAGGCACGAGGCACGGCAGACUUUCAGCCCAGAAGCUCAGAUGGGCUCAGAAAUAUUCUGCCUAGGCUCUUGGGGUAAAGGCUGCAGCGCCAGCUCCAUGUUUCUUCAUUCCCUAAAGCAUGUUGAGUACAUGUGGCCUGGCCUUUCCUGCCGCAAGCUUUUAUUGGUGCUGUACUGGUGGUGCCCUCUCUUCCCUUGGAGGCCCAUAUUGUCCAAUGCUGCCUUCUCCAGGAAGUCUGUGAUCUUUGGCUCUGGAGUCAGACUGAAUUCAGCCCCAGGUCAAUACUUGCUGAAAGUGUGACCUUGGCAGUCAUUUUACCUCUCUAUGCCUCACGUUUCUCUUCUGUACAAUUCACCUUCCUGAGCUCCACCCCUAAAGAUGCUCAUUUGGCAGGUCUGGAUGUAGGAAUCAGCUUUAUCCACCCCUCUGGAGGAUCCCUGAUACUGAGAGUCUAUGGGGUGAACUCUGGGAAAAGCUGAACUGGGAGUGUCUUGCAUUUAUAUCACAGCUUGACUUGUCCCUGUGUAUGACCAUGGAUUGGCCAACUAUCUGGGCCACAGUCUCCUUCCCUGUCACAUUAGGAUGGAAAUACCCACCUCACAGGCCGCUGUGAGGAUGAGAACUCAUGUAGUAAAGGCCCCUCAAGAAAUGGCAGUUAUAUUGUCAUCUUUGUUUCGGACAGGAUUGGUUAUUUCCAGAAACAAGUUACCUUCUCCUGCUUAGCCCUGGCAGAGACUGUCAGGCCUGGCCAGGAUGGGGGCUGUGGAAUUGAACACCUGGGCAGGAAUGAAAUCUAGUUGUCAACACGAAUUUAUUGAGAUUGAUGACGUGUGCGUGUGAAUACCCUUCCGGUUGUGGCUGUGGCCACCUCUCCUCACACAGCCUUGUUGGAAUCAGCCUUGUUUCUCACCUACCUGCUCCUGAGAACCAAGGCUACCUUAAAGACAAAAGGCAGAUUCUAAAGCUAAAAGAUUGUUUCUUGUGUUGUAGUAAAGUUAGCCGAUACAGAGAGGGGAAGGGCCAGCCCUAGGAUCCCAGAGCAAGGCAACGCCAGGGCCAAACCAGAGCCAUAGCCCUACCUCCCCGCCCAGGCCUCCCUCAUUCUGCACAUCCCUGGCCUGGAGCACUGGGUUCUGAUAGACCAGUGAACAGUUUCCUCAAAGGACAAGUGCAAAAAAGUGGCCCCAAGGGAUCGGGGGCUGGACUUGGCUCAGCCUGGAACUGAACUGGGCUCAAAAAACAGUUUUUUGCGCAAGUACCUGCCCUCCCAGUCCUGAGCACGGCUCCGGGAGGACAGGGAAGAACAGACAAACAGGGCCUGCCCCUAGAAACUUAUGGCCUGAUAGGAAAACAAGGCUACAAUUAUGAAAGACUGCAUGACUGUAUAUAAUUAAGUGUCUGCUGAGGAAAAGCAUUGUCUGAGAAGGAAGAAAUGAGCCUGAGCCAGAGGAAACAGCCCUCUUGGGGCGGGGAGUGGGGGAGGGGGUGGUGGGCUGGAAUCACCCAGGCAGAGGGUGAGGCUGACUUCUCAGGGAUGGUUUGUGCAGAGACAGUGAUAUGGGACUGGCAGGUAAGCAUGCAUUUGAGGAAACAGGGAGUAGACAAGUUUUGCUGAUGCAUCAGGGCUCUGGAUGGAAAAUCGGGAAUGGACCAGGAAGUUGCAGGCAGUGUUGAACACCAGCUGAAAAGCUGAGGCUUUGGGGAGCCACGGAAGAUUUCAGAGCAGAGACUUUUUCAGGAAGAUGAAUCGGGCCAGUGAAUUAGAAUGAAUAAGAGUGAGGACGGGGAGGAGGCUUUGCAAGCUUCCAGAUGAGAAAAGAGGGUGAGGUUUGGGUGGGGCCCACAGGAAUGGGAAGGGCCAGUUGGAGUAGCAGAGGAUGCUGUGCUCCCUGAGGAGAGCAUGGCCAGAGUAGUAGCCAAGGCUGCCCACGCCCAUGAGGCCAGCGGGGGCCUAAUGGAGCAGAGGGAAAGAUGUUGGGUGUUGCUGAUGUGGGAAUAGGAAGUAACGUUCUGAACACCUGCUCUGUGCCAGGUGCUCCACAGGCACACUCAUGAGAUUCUUACAACAGGCUCCAGGCAGGUGGAUGUAAUCAUCCCAUUUUACAGAUUAAGAAAAUGUGGCUCAGGCCCAAGGCUGACUGACUCCAAACCCAGGCUCUUCCCACAGUUCAUCUCUGCUCUUGGGAGGAGAACACCUGCUGUCAGAGUCCCUGGGAUCCGAGCCUUCUUGCCUCUUGAUUUAGGGGCACACAAACGCAUUCCCUACAGCUCCCCAGCCCCUGCUUUCUGAAGAUCUUGAAGGUCGGGGUUGGGUGCCAGCUAGAAUUUCUUCAAAGUGAGAGUCAGGGAAGGGGAGGACCUUCACACCAGCACUUUUACACACCAAGCUGUGAGAAUCCUCCUGAGUUGUGUGUCCAGUCCAACAGUGUCAUGUCUACGGUGGGGCCCAUUGGAAUUCUCAGCCAGCCCCCACCAUGAAAGGUGUUAACCCGGCCCAGCCAGAGAAGUCAGUCACCCAUAAAGGCAGGAAGAGACUUGUCCCAAUGUGCUUAGCACAGGAGAUCCGGAGUUGGGUGAUGGCGCUCAGUUCCAGUUUUCCAGGCUGCAGCCAGGGAUGCCCAUGGGUACUUACUGAGUGACUACUGUAGAAGGCAGCAAUGAUUGGUCCCAGUGUAUAGCUAGGAAACUGAUGGCUUGGCCGGGGUCACCCAGCCAGUCAUUCACCUCUCCCCUCCCCUAUGUAUAGCACCUCCCUCCUGAGCACCACCUUGGUCAUGAGGCAGAGCAACCACAUGGCAGGCACAGCCUCCGUGUUCCCUCACCCCCACUCCUCCUGUGCCUCUACUAAACAUCCCCAGGGUCCCAUCUGCGAGUGUAAUUUGGCAAAUACUCUUGAGUCCAGCCGUAUGUAGAGUACGGUUGUAACAAUAACCCAGUUUUUCACACCAAAAUCUGGACAAAGGUUUUGAUGAGGAAUUUUUGUGCUCCUUUGAGAAAGAGACAGCCUGAGGAAUCUCAUUUGGACGUUGGAACAGUGGACUAGAGUGACCUGUGUUGUUCCUUUCAGUUGUAAUAAUUCAUUUGAUUAAUGGUUUACUGUUUGCCAAGUACAUUCUCGUAAAUUUGCACAUUCUCAUGUAUAUUCAUUCUUUUUUUGUUUUGUUUUUAGCACAUUGGCUCUGAAUCCUUAAAAUUUUGUUUAGCCUGAUUUUGAUUUGCAAAGCACUUUCACCCAUGUUAUCUUGGUUGAGUCUUACAUACCCCUGGGAGGUCGUUACUAUUGUCAUUCUCAUUUUCCAGAAGAGGAAACUGAGGUUCAGCAGUAGAAAGUGAUUUGACCAAGGUCACUCUGGGAUUCAGUGGCUGAGCUGCUCAUGUAUUCAACAGUCUUAAUUAAAGGCCUGCUGUGUGCCAGGCAGUGGACUGGCCUUGGAGAUACGGUGGCAGGCAGAACAGACUUAGUUUUUGUCCUUCCAGAGCCCACAGCCUCAUAAAGGUCUAGCCAGGUUCACCCCAGGGCUCCUGACCGCUAUCCUGGGCUUUUUCUACUGCAAACACCUGCAGUUUGGGCCUGUGGCUUAAAUCUAAAUUCUUGUGGCCCGUGAGCCCUCAGCCUAGCACAUCAUGGUAAGGAAGCCCAGGCAGCAAGUCUCUGCAAACAGUAUUUCAAAAGUGACAAAAGGGUCUCCAGUAAUGACUUAAUUAUUAACAAGAAGGUGAGGAAGGGCAUCUCAGCAGAACGCCAUCUGCUCCUACUCCCUGGAGGCAGUCGCCCCAAGGCUGCUGCCCCAAGAUCCUGGCCUGAAUUUUCUGCCGCCUCCAAAUAUUUGAUUACAGUCUGCACAGGUGUAGAGCCCUAUGGCCAUGUGCUGAGCAGGGGACCCUUCCUGCCUCCUUUAAUAUUAAAUUAGAUUAAAUAAAGACAGAUCCUAGGGUGUCAGGCCUGGAAAGAACUCUGGCCCAGCCCCCUCACUUCCCAUGAGUGAAAACCAAACCUCAGAGGUGAAGGGACUUGCCAGGAUCACAUAGUGAGAGAGAUUUCUUCCCUUUCCCCAUCUACCAGCCUGACUUAACUUCUUCAUUCCUCCUGGUAGGAACCCUCUCCUCCCAGUUGUAGAUGUUCCCUCAAAGCCCUCUUUAAAUCCUUCUAUGCUUCAAGACCAGAUUAUCCUCAGAGUCUUCCCAGAUACUUUAUUCCCCUACAGUGUCCAGGCUGCCUCAGCCUGCCCUCAGAGGCCGCCCUCCUGUUCUACAAGGCUAGACCAGCAGCCCUUGAGGAGACUUCCGAAUCCAGCUGCGUGGGCCCUGCCUUCAGGGAGUCUGAUUUCUGAGGUCUAGGGAGAGGCUUCUCUGUGUGCGUUUUGCUGGAGUUAUUUUUGGACAAUGAAUAAGGAAGACCAAAGAAGAAUUGAUGCCUUUGAAUUAGGGUGUUGGCUAAGAAUAUUGAAUAUACCAUGGACUGCCAGAAGAGCAAACAAGUCUGUCUUUGAAGAAGCACAGCCAGAAUGCUCCUUAGAAGCGAGGAUGGUGAGACUUCAUCUUAUGUACCUUGGACAUCAUCAGGAGGGACCAGUCCCUGUAGAAGGCCAUCAUGCUUGAUAAGGUAGAGGGUCAGUGAAAAAGAGGAAGACCCUCAAAGAGAUAGAAUGACACAGUGGCUGCAACUAUGGGCUCAAACAUAGCAACAUCUGUGAGGAUGAUGCAGGACCAGACAGUGUUUCGUUCUGUUGUACGUAGGAUUACAGUGAGGCGGAACUGACUUCAUGGCACCUAACAACAACAUUUCUGUAUAUAAAAAUUAAUUUUUAUUGACAAAGCAAUACAUGUAUGCGGUUAAAAGUUUCAUACUUUGUUAAAAUAUACUUAAUGAAAAAUUAGCCUCUCUACCUAGACUCCUAGUCUCCAAACACUUUGUGUAUAUAUAGGCAGCUAUGUCAGGGACAAGGAGCCCUGGUGGCACAGUGGUUAAAGUGCAUGGUAGGAACUCUACCAAACCAAAGGGUCGGUGGUUUGAAUCUACCAGCUGCUCUGUGGGAGAAAGAUGUGUGAGUAUGCUUCCUUAAAGAUUACAGCCUUGGAAACUCUAUGGGGUAGUUCUACUCUGUGCUAUAGGACCUUUAUGAGUUGGAAUCGACUCGACAGCAGUGGGUUUUUUUUUUUUAUGUCAGGAACAACCCUGUUAUUACCCAAAAGUUGAUGUAUUCUCCACACGCGGUUCUGUACCUUUCAUUUUCACACAAGUCUCUGCUGUAGGUUAUUCUCUGUGGGUGUACCAGAUCCUUGGGCUCCUUUUUUUACAGUGGUGGCAUUCCAUCGAUGGGCAGACCAUCAGAUGUUUGUCCAGUCCUCUCCUGAAGGACGCUGGGUUGCUGCUGCGAACAGUGCCGCAGUGAACACUUUGCGAUACCCGUCUUUAUGCAUGUGUGCUUGCCUGUCUGUGGGAGCAGUUCUGCAAGUGGAAUUACUGCUUCAGAGGCUGUGCACUUAAAGUUGUGUUAGACAUUUUCAAAUUGCCUUUUCCAUUCUGAGAAUGUAUAUUUUAAAAAAGCCCCCCUCCCCUCCCCGCCCCGCCCAUCCCUUGAGUCCAAUAUAGUUCCUUGGUUAAGAAACCACUGUUCUAAUCCAGCCCAUGAUUUUAUACGUGGGGCAAGGCCCAGGGAGGGGAAGGACCCUGGCCAGUGUCACUUAGCAGUCCCCAACCAAGGAAGUAUCUCCUGAGUAAAGUGCAGAUUAGAGAAGUGAAGAAUGAAAGGAAGAAAUGGGCUUGGGGAGUGGCAGCACCGGAGCCAGGGGUCGGGGGAAGGGGGCUUUGUUCCUGGUACCUUGGGACCUGUUUGUGACUUGGUCUGCAGGGAGACAUGUUUCCUCUCCCAUGCCAAGUCCUCCUCCAGGAGCGUCUCUGGUGUGUGUUGCACCUGCUUGGCAACAGCUGGGCUGGUGAGCUCAUUCAUCCAGCAGAUAUUUACUGAGUUCCUGAAUCCCGGUGCUGGCUCAGCCACUAAGUCCCUGCUAACCUCUGAGCCUCAAUUUUCUUCUGAAAGGUCAGGAGAAUCAUCCCUGCCUUUCUUAUGUCCUUGGCUAGUGAGAAGCCAGCCAGUUGCCAAACAACAUAAAAUAGAGUGCAGUGGUUUAGCCAGACACUGUGCUGGGUACGCUGGGGUCAGCAGUUUGGACCAGUCCUGGGUAGGCUGCUAUCGGUCUUAGUAGAUGGCCUCAUCAGCCCUUGGGCUGGGUAUUUUAGGUCAGCUGUUGAUAGGUGUCUCCUCUUGCUGUGCCAAGACAGGGUCAGGCUUGUGCUUAAGGACUUCCUGAAUUUUCUCUGUCCCAGGUUAUUGGGACCUCCAGGGUCUGCUCUGGAUAAAGGAGUUCAGAUGGCAGAUGUGGGGACACAUUUGGGGAGAAGUAUUCAGGAAGACCAGAGUCUCUACCCUGCGGCCAGAGUUUUGCUGCCCACUCCAUCCUCCAGGAAGGUUCUUCGGAGCCCCCGUGGUUCGCUCCCGCAGCUCCUUUUCAGCCCAGUGUGGCGGCAGGGAUGAGGAAGUUUUUCUAGCUUAAAAUGACGUUUAAAUAACUAGCCUAGUUCCUCCCUCCCAUUUGUUUGACAGGGAAACCUGGAGAAGUUGAGGGCCUUCUUCCAAGUUUCAGAUUAGAAGGCAGGUGUUCAUCUCCCUUUGCCUCCAACCUCUAACUUUCACCGUCUUUCUCCUGUCAUCCCUGUCUUUAGUUUCACUUUGGGGUUAAAAACCAAAGUGAAAGAAAAGGCAAAGCAGGAAGCAGCUGCAUUAGACCCAGCCCAGGCUGGGGUGGGCUCUGGGAGACCUAGCCCAAGCUGGCCUGACUAGGAGAGUGGGCAUGUUCCACACGCACUCUUCCCUGUUCCGGAGGCCUGGCUGGGGUGGGGGCUGGGCGGGACUCCCGUCAAAGAGAGGUGCCAGGCUACAGACAGGUGGUGGCAUUCUGGUCUGGCCCGUGGCUGUCUGGGAGAUGGCCAGUCAGACGGGUUCCUUGGUGAAGUCAGCCUCAUGGGGUGUGGUCCCAGCCUGGGCCCCAGGUUCAUCAUGCCUAGUGGCAUAUAAGAAGACCCCGCCACCAGUCCCUCCACGCACCACAUCAAAGCCGUUCAUCUCAGUCACAGUUCAGAGCAGUACUGAGUCUGCCCAGGACACCUACCUGGACAGCCAGGACCACAAGAGUGAGGUGACAAGUCAGUCAGGCCUGAGCAACUCAUCGGACAGCCUGGACAGCAGUACCCGACCACCCAGCGUGACACGGGGUGGAGUUGCCCCAGCCCCCGAGGCACCUGAGCCGCCCUCAAAACAUGCAGCUCUGAAGAGUGACCAGGGGACACUGACCAGCUCUGAGUCCCACCCUGAGGCCAUCCCCAAAAGGAAACUGUCGUCGAUAGGAAUACAAGUUGACUGCAUUCAGCCAGUGCCAAAAGAGGAGCCCAGUCCCGCUACCAAAUUCCAGUCCAUCGGGGUUCAGGUAGAGGACGACUGGCGAAACAGCGCCCCCUCCCACAGCAUGUCCUCCCGACGGGACACUGACUCGGAUACCCAGGAUGCCAACGACUCGAGCUGUAAGUCUUCUGAGAGGAGCCUCCCGGACUGUACCCCACACCCCAACUCCAUCAGCAUUGAUGCUGGCCCCCGGCAGGCCCCCAAGAUUGCCCAGAUCAAGCGCAACCUCUCCUAUGGAGACAACAGCGACCCUGCCCUAGAGGCGUCCUCGCUGCCCCCACCUGACCCCUGGCUUGAGACGACCUCCAGCUCCCCAGCAGAGCCAGCACAGCCAGGGGCCUGCCGCCGAGAUGGUUACUGGUUCUUGAAGCUACUUCAGGCUGAGACAGAGCGGCUGGAAGGCUGGUGCUGCCAGAUGGACAAGGAGACCAAAGAGAACAACCUCUCUGAAGAAGUCUUAGGAAAAGUCCUCAGUGCUGUGGGCAGUGCCCAGCUACUGAUGUCCCAGAAGUUCCAGCAGUUCCGGGGCCUCUGUGAGCAAAACUUGAACCCCGACGCCAACCCACGUCCCACAGCCCAGGACCUGGCAGGGUUCUGGGACCUGCUGCAGCUGUCCAUUGAGGACAUCAGCAUGAAGUUUGACGAGCUCUACCACCUCAAGGCCAACAGCUGGCAGCUGGUGGAGACCCCCGAGAAGAGGAAGGAGGAGAAGAAACCACCCCCUCCGGUCCCAAAGAAGCCAGCCAAAUCCAAGCCGGCAGUGAGCCGCGACAAGGCCUCAGACGCCGGAGACAAGCAGCGCCAGGAGGCCCGCAAGAGACUCCUGGCAGCCAAGCGGGCAGCUUCUGUGCGGCAGAACUCAGCCACAGAGAGUGCAGACAGCAUCGAGAUUUACGUCCCCGAGGCCCAGACCCGGCUCUGAGACCAUGAAGGAGGAAGGAAAUCAUUUUUACAUCAUUAAAAAACAAACAGAAAAACUAAAUGCAAAUGGAACAAAUUUUCUCAACCUUUAGUAUGAUUAUCGCCUAGAGACCCUGAGCCAACUUUCAAAUUGAUGCAUACAAGGGCUCACAAUUUGGCUUUUUUGGGUCCCUCCCAGCUUUAGGUUAUGAAGACUUCACACACAUACACACAAAUCAACAAGAAACAAAAAACUUUUUUUCCUCUUGCUGGCCGUGGUGGACUAGAUAGAUGGACUCCGGCACUCCCCGGCCCAGCCUCCAGACUGCGGUCUUUUUACUUGUUCUAUCUAAUGAGAAAUUAGCUUGUUUACAAGAUGACGACAGUCCAAGGGCAGCCUUGGGCACCUCCAUGUCCCUCCUUCUCCCAGCUACUCCCCCUCUGACCUUGGAUUUUUCAUUCUUGGGUUUCUCUUUUCACUUUAGAGCUCACACAGGGGCCACCGUCUGACUAGGGUCUUUCUGGUUCUCAGCCUCUUUUGUGGUUGAGGGCCCAGAGGACAGAGAGGUAGCCAUGCACCCCCACCUCCGUUGCCAAGUGCUCACACACACUCACACACACACAUGCAGGUUCCUUCUCCCGGGCCCAGCACCUCCCACUGCUGUCCUCCAGCCCUCAGCAGUGGCAGCAGGUGAUGCCUCUCUAAGCAGAUGAGGAGGGUUUAAAAAUGUCUUUGGAGGGAAAAAGAGAUAAAGCCACAGUUACUGUACUCCAGACUCCCGCCUUUUUCUUCUUUCCAGCCCCUUCCUUCAGCAAAAGAAAAUUUAUGACAGGGUGCACUCAAGAGAGGGACCCCAUUUUCCAAGGGGUUGUCUGUUCUCGGCCGAGCCUGUGUACAGUCCCCAAGGGGCGGGGCAGCUGUGUCUGUACGUACUGUACAUAUGCACAUAGACCCUUAGAGUGUAUAUUUAACAAAUGCCCAUCUGCUCACCCAUGCCCACCACCACUGUCUCUCGGGGCACCCGGCAGGGGGUGGGUGUGUGAAUAGCAUAUAUUUUUACAUGUACUAUAUCUAGGUGUGUGUACAAGUGUGUGUAAAAAUAUAUACCUUGUGUGUAAGCAGCCCUUUUUUUUUUUUUUUUUUCAAUUUUUUUGGUCUCCUACCCUGCCCCCUCCCCCAUGGGCCCAUCUGCCCAGCCUCAGUUUUCUUUUUUUUAAACCCCAAUCCUCCUCCUCUCUCCCCUGCCCCUCACUCCUACUCCCAGGGUGUCAUGAGCCCUGAGCUGCAAUGGCCCGGGUCUGCAGGGUGGGUGGGGAGGGCAAGGGCAGGCCGUUGGCACAGGGGCCAAGCUAGGCCACGAGCUCAGCACGCAAGGGGCUGCUCUAUACUGUGUAUACGACUCUAUGACAUUGGAGACAUCCUCUUGUCCGGCGCUUGCUGCUCUGGGGCUGCCCUCGGGGCCCCAUUCCAGCUUGGCCACCAUCUGUGACCUUGGGCAAGUCACUUGACCUCUGUGUGCCUCAACUUCCUCCUCUGUAAAACGGGGACAGUCCCUGCCCCUCCCUACCUCACAGGCAUGUUGUGAGAAUAAAUGAGGUCACGUGUACCAAGGGCUCCUGGUGUUAUUGCAUUGGGAUGGCAGGCUGGGAAGAGGCGGGUGGGAAUGGGCUCUCCCAGGAGACCAACCCAGACCCCCCCUCCCAAAGGCAGCUCUUUGGAGACUCAAGAGAUCAAGCAGAUGGUAAUGCCAGCUCGAGCACACACCAGCACUGAUCCUGAGCAAGGAAACCAAGCUCUCGGUUGCCUCAUCUGGAAAAUGAGGGCACGACCUUCACCUUAUCAGCUUCUCACAAGAAAUAACGACUUGCGACACCAAGUGAGCUGUUCGAGGCCACCCUCCCUGACAGUCCACACCCCUCCACACACCCAGCUGUUUGCACGCCUCUCUGGACGGGCACUCUGAACCCCCCGGCAACUACUUCCAACUUGAUGGUUACAUGCACUGAACGUGUCAAUAGAGCCCUACUUGGCCAGGCCGGGUGGGGGGUUUGUGGAGGUCAUUCUCAGAGCUCACUCUCUGGCGGGGAGACAGACACUGACCACGUCAGAUAAGCUCAAGUAUUGCGGGUGGUAGAAGUGAAGACACCAGAAUGAAGCCGUGGGAACCUGUGGAGCAGAGCACCACCAAAUGCAGUCUGAGCAGGAGCAUUCUGGAGGACAAGUGGGUACUGACCAACCUGGGGAAGGUGGGUGGUGUGCAGGGGUAGGAGCUGGAGAGAGUACAUUCCAGACAGAAUUGUUCCAGAAGGAAUAGCAGGUCCAGCACCCUGUGAUGGGAACAUGCCUUUUGCAAAGUUCUUGGGCCAGGCUCUGGAGACACAGACACUUGGUUUCCUUCCUCCCUGCUCAGCUGGGAUCCCAACAACCUUAGGCCCAGGGAGCACAGAACCACCUUCCCAGGAGCUUUGUUCAAGCUGCCCCAGCCUUUGCCACAAGCUCAUCACAACUGUGGGGGCCAGACGUUGUGUGCUUGAAACAUCUUGCCCCGAACACUGGACCCAGUACUUGGCCUCCGUUAGCAGCAGAUGAAAGUGCAGUGACCAUGGGUGGCUCUGAUUAAUCCUGGGGCUAGUGCCUUCCUAGAACUGUCCCUGCCCUGAGACUGGCUGGGGCGACUCGAAGGGGAAGUGCAGAGGUUUCCAGUUGCCUUGGAUGCGUCUGCAUUUCUGCGGCCAGCACUGAGCCCAGCACCCAGAGGUUUGAGUGGAAUGCAGGGGGAGGCCAGGCUGGACCUGAGACCUCCGUCCAGCAGGAGGCCCAGCUCUGUUCCUGUUGGGCCUUGGGGGCUGGGGCUGAGCCCUGACCCUUCUGAGUGUUUUUGCUGCCUUGACUCCCUCCUCCAGGAAUCAAGACAACAGCAGCCCCCACCUUCCUGUGUGAGCUCAGCCAGGCAAGGUGCUUGUCUGGGCCAGGCCAGUCCAACAGAAGUAAAAUGCCCCAAAGGUAUGUCGUGGGGUUGGGGGGUAUUAUCGCUGUUACCCAGGGGGGUCACCUAGUGCCAGGCUGUGGCCAGCAGGGCUGCCGAGCACAGCCCUACGUUUCCAGAGCGGCCUCCGGCCAGCUUCCUCCAGCCCAUCCACCCAGCAGGCCCCAGAUGAGCAGGUGAAGGUACUGCUCCCGAUGCCACGUGUGGGGUGUCAAUAUUAAGCAGGUUUUCCACCCUUGACUUUAUUUCAUUCCCCAGUUAUUUAUUUUAAAAAAUUAAAAAGCUGAAAGAAUACUACAAUGAACACCAUAUCUUUUACCCAGAAUCACCCAUUUUGCCACAGUGUUUGCCAUACUUUGCCAUAUUUGCUUUAUCCCUCCUGGGAGACACAUAUACACACACACACAAACACACACGUUUUUCCUGAGGCAAAGCUGCAAACAGCAUGACACUUCACUCCAAAAUACGUCCUGCAACUCUGAGAAGGAGGACGUGCCUACUGACCACAACACCAUUAUCUCUCAAACAACACAGGAGCGAUGCAGGGAGGGCUCCCACCCCCCAGAUGUCAUCCAGUUUCCCCAAUUGCCCUAAUAAUGUCCUUUAUGGACUUUGUUCCCAUCCAGGGUCCGGUCAGAAACCAUUGCAUUCAGUAAUCGUGUCUUUAGUCUCUUUUCAUCAGAAACAGUUCCCCUACUGUUUUUGCUUUGUUUUCCAGGACAGGGACAUUAUUUAAGUGUUCAAGUAUCUUGUUGAAUGUCACAUAACUUGGAUUUGUCUGUUUUCUCGUGACUACAUUCAGAUUACACAGUUUUGACAAGAGCAUGACACAGCUGAUGCCCCAUCUCCUCCACUUCAGGGAAAGGCUGAGAAGCAGCUUCCCAAAGCAGUUGGGGAUGAGUGUCCAAAGCCCAGUCCUUGAGGAAACAGGAAGGGCCCAGCACAAGGACAGACAGAAGCACCUCCGGAAGGCUGCAGGGUGGUUGGGGAAGAGGCAGAGGGGCACAGAAGCUUGUCAGCCACCACGGUCUGUUCCUAGACAGGGCAAAGAGAGCAGAGAGACGCAAGCUCCCCUUCCAGACCCCCUCGCUCCCUCAGGGUCGCAGAGCCCCUACCUAUGCCCUCAAGACCAGAGAGAAGGUUUGGCCAGAGCCUGGAACAGCACUGGGUCCAGGAGCAUUAUGGACAGGACAAAGGGAUAAGAAUGAGCCUGAAGACUAAGGACCACAUAAGCACCAGCAGGGUAAACUUUGCUGAAGAUCCCACCACCGGUGGAUCACUACCAGUGGAGUGGGGUUUAUAAGAGAAAUAUAAAAUUGUUUCUCCCGCCCUGACUCUGUGGAUGAUGUGUAAAACCAACAUGAUCCCUGCAGCCACUCCUGCCUGUUCCUCAUUGCAGCCAGAGGAAACUUCUCAAAAUGCCAGUGAGCGGCGCACCCUCCACUGAGAACCCUCGGUGGCCUGCCCACUGCCCCCAGGAGAAAAUCCGGCCUCACCUUGGCUGCAGAGGCCCUUGCCCACCGUCCUCACGCACCUCCGUUGACAGCGCCCCCUGCUCUCCAGCCACAUCUCGGUGCCUCGCGCAGGAAGCCCUGGAUGUCCCACCAACGCAGGCAACAACUUCUCUUUCCUUAGUUUACAGGUCAGUUGGCAUUUCCUUAGGGAAGCCCCCCCCAAGUGCCUGGGCCAGGUCGCCGUGAGCCCCUCUACAUGCUACACCAUAGUCACAUGGCUUUUCUUUGCUGUUCAUCACCGAUGCCCCUGACGUGAGGAUGAAUUAUAUCUGUGUGGUUAUAUGUGAAAAUCUGUCUCCACAGAGGAGAUAAUGGACUCCCUGAGGGAGGGCAGGAGUGCCUAGCACAGACAAGAGCCUCAAGAACUAUUUCUUCAAUUAAUGGCUUUGUUGGGGGGCUUCAGAGAAAAGGCAGCACUUGAGCUGGGCUUUGAGGGAUGAGUAGGAGUCCUCCAAGCAGUAGCAGGGAAAGGCAUAGUGAGCAGAGAGGCAUGAGUGGGACCAGUGCUGUGCCAGGCUAAGGAGUAAGAGCUUUCCCCAGAGCCAGGUUUUGGAUGGAAGAGGACCAUUUCUUACCACAGUCCCAGCUUCCCAUGAGACAGGACACCCCCAGGCCCAGUCUCCAUGAAGCCAUGGUACCCUCUGGACCCAUCCAGCAGAGGGUUUAUCUCUAAAAUGUGUCACAGCAGAGCCCACACCCGGUGAUGCCCCUCUGUCCAAGGCGACAUGCCCUUGGGGGCCCUCGGUUGCCUUAUGACUUUAACUUUCUCUCUCCUACAGCUACACCUACAGCUUUGUACUUUUCCCUCAACUCCAAACUUCUCAUUCAGUAUUUCCACUUGCAUGUCUAACAGGUCUAACAGGUAAUUCAAACUUAAUGUCACCAACUAAUGAAAGUAAAAGGAAUGAUGAAGUUAGAAAUCACCAUUUGGCAACCAUCAGAGUAAUAACUGAAUCAUCAGCGGAUGUUAAAAGUAGCGGGUGGAAGUUUGAUGAGAAAAUGCAAAUUCAAAGUUAUUGUUGUUAGUGGCCAUCGAGUCAAUUCCAACUCAUGGAGACCCCACUUACGCAGAGUAGAUCCGCUCCCUAGAGUCUUCAAGGCUCUGACCUUUUGGAAGCAGAUCACCAGGCCUGUCUUCUGAAGCACAUCCGGGUGGGUUUGAACCACCAACCUUCAAGCUAGUAUUUGAGCACUUAGCUCACUGCACUGUACAACGUGUUAAUUACAAAAGGGAGAAACAGUUACUUUAUGACAGAUGAACCUGGCAGAUACUACCUUGAUUUGAUGCACUGAGAAGAACACAGCAUCAUGCCUGUGGUAGUCCUGUCAAAAUGUAUAACUUGCAUCUAAUCAUGAGAAAACACACAGUGAACGGCCUGGGCUCUCCAACAAUGUCAGUGUCAUGAAAGACAAAAGCGGGGGUGCUGGAACAACUGAAUAACCACAAGCAAAAGAAUGACACUGGACCCCUACAUCACUCCACUGACAAAAGUUAACUCAAACGAGAUCAUAACCUAAAUAUAAGAGCUAAAACUAUAAAACUCUUAAAAGAAAAUGCAGUUGUAAAUCUUCAUGAUCUUGGAUUUGGCCAUGGACUCUGACUUGACACCAAAAGUACAAGUGACAAAAGAAAAAACGGAUAAAUUAGACUAUGAAAUUCAAAACUUUAGUGAAUCAAAGGACAUUAUCAAAAAGGUGAAAAAACCUACCGAAUAGGAAAAAUAUUUGCAAAUCAUCUGAAAAGAGUUUAAUAUCCAGAAUACAUAAAGAGUUCUUAUAACUCGACAAAAAGACAAUCCAAUUAAGAAAUGGACAAAGGAACUGAAUAGACGUUUGUCCAAUGAAGAUAUACAAAUGGCCAACAAGUACACGGAAAGAUGCUCAUCAUCACUGGUCAUUAAGGCAAUUCAAAUCAAAACCACAGCCAUAGACCACUUCACAUCCACUAGAAGGACUUUUUUAAAAAAAUGGAAAAUAACAAGUGUUGGAGAGAACGCAGAGAAAUAGGAACAAUCAUAUAUUGCUACUGGAGAUGUAAAAUGAUACAGGUGUUAAAGAAAAGUCUGGUGGUUUCCCAAAAAGUUAAAUACAGAAUUACCACAUAACCCAGCAAUUCCACUCCUAGGUAUAUACCCAAGAAAUAAAAACAUAUGCCCACACAGAAAUUUGUACAGAAAUGUUUACAGCAGUGUUAUUCAUAAUAGUCAAAAAGUGGAAUAAACUCAACUGUCCAUCGAGAGAUGAAUGGAUAGACAAAUUGUGGUAUACAAGCAGUUCCCGGGUUACAAAUGUCCGACUUAAUACUUGCCCUUUAACGUUACGCAAAUUUGGCCUCAUUUUGAAACUACUCAGCCAACCCCUACUCACAACAAACUCUUCAUGGCAAUCACUUUGACUUGCUGCAGGUGCAGCUUUGAGAUCAUUGAAAAGGCUUUAGCCAUUUCUUGCACUAACGUGUAAGGCUAAAUAAGGACCGCAUGCACCUGCUCCGACUUACCUACAUAUUCAACUUAAAGACACACUUAGAAUGGAUCCCGUCUGACUGCCUGUAUACACAAAUGGAAUCAUGUUCAGCCAUAAAAAGGAACAAAGGAGUGAUGUUUUGUUAGCUGCUACGGACUCGGGUCACCAUGACUGGGUGUUAUAGAGUAGAACGGAGCUCCAAGGGGUCUUCUUGGCUAUACUCUUUACAGAAGCAGAUCGCCAGGGCCUUCUUUUGACGCACCACUGAGUGAGUUCGAACCACCAACCUUUCAGUUGGUAGCCAAGUGCAAACUGUUUGUGCCACCCAGAGUCCAGAUACAUGCUACAAUUUGGAUGGACCGGAGAAAACAUUAUGCUAAAUUAAAGAAGCCAGACACAAAAGGUAACAUGUUGAUGUGUAAUUUAUCCUGUUAUAUGAUAUAUCCAGAAGAGACAAAGCCCUAUGGCUCUAUAGUCAAAAAGCAGAGGUUACAAGAAGAUGAGAGGGGGCGGGGGGGAGUGAUUACUUACUAGGUAAGGGGUGCUGUUACGGACUGAUCAAAGUUCUGCAACUAGAGCGAGCCAGUGGCUGAACAACAUUGUGAACAAGCUAAAUAUCCCUGAAUGGUGCACUUUAAAAUGCUUAAUUGUAUGUUAUGUGAAUUCACCUCAGUAGGAGGGAAAAAAAAAAAAAACUGAGGAACUGUUCCAGAUUAAAA